GCUCGUGUUUACCAUCUUUGCAAUUCAACGUGCAACACCAUGCAGUCCCUUGGGAUCUCUCUCUCGUCCAGAUACCACGAUCUCCAUUUCAUCCCAGCAUACAUAACAGCCCUCGUAUCUGCCCAGUAUGCGCUAGCCACGCAUCCUACGGCCGCAGCUCAUCUCAUAUCCUCAAUUUCAUCGAUCUUCACUCCUUCUACGCAAAGCCAUUCUCAAUCUGCAACUCCACCAACCACCAGCUUUGAGAUAUGGCCAAUCCCGGUUUGGGCAAUGGUGCCAGUGUGUAUCGUGCUCGCCAUUUCUACAGCAGGAAUCAUGAAAAGUGUGAAAGCUGAUAAGCUUUAUGCUACUUUGAUUCUCGCUGCAUUGGGUUUGGUUUUUGGUGGGGGGAAAGUGCUUGAUUUGGAUGCUGAGGUGGUGGUCUUUGGAUUGUUUCCUCUUGCUUUCGUCUCGGCCUUGAAUCUGGUGAGGGUUGCACAAGCCUGGAGAGGUACGGAAGAGAGUGCUGAGGUGAGGUUGUCGGAGAAGGUUUGAAUCGGUCGCAUUAGGGAUGUGGCAUUGGAGAGUUCUUGGAAAAUGGAAUCUGGGUUGCUCUUCUCUUGUCACAAACUUCGGGAACCUGAGAGAGUGGGCGGCGCUAUAAGAUGGGAGUUGGCUAUGCAAUUUGAUAUUGUACAAUGAAUCCCAAUGUACCAGCCAAUUUUGUAUAAUGCAGUGGAAGUACGUUGCAAAUCUUGUACAUUGAAGCAGAUGACGAACUCAGUGUUUAUCUUAGUCUGAUGGUGUGGAAGGAGAAUUAAGUUAAUGCUCGGUGGUCGUUUGGGAUGAGGGGGAAUUUAGGAGCAUAUGGAUGUCGGUUGUCGCCUCGGGUCGACAAUCAGCUCCAGUGCCCGUGGGACCGUCGAACAUUCAGCUAAUAGACACGGACUCAAUGUGCUCGGUCU
Hyaloscypha bicolor E is the source of this 944-nucleotide messenger RNA. RefSeq lists its product as uncharacterized. The coding region runs from base 40 to 534 and encodes 164 amino acids. The transcript has 2 exons. NCBI's taxonomy places the organism in Eukaryota, Fungi, Ascomycota, Leotiomycetes, Helotiales, Hyaloscyphaceae. The record is from RefSeq and is a predicted model, not a curated record.